GUUCGCGCCAGUCUCGUUCGAAUAACGCGCCGACAUGGCCGCACCAAAGUUCCUGCUGUCCGCGUUGGGCAGUGUCCUGUUCUUCCUGCUGGCAGUGGAAGCCCAAAUUCCCAGCGAAUUCUACUCAUCCAUUCAGAACAUGGAGCUGCUGCUGAAGAGCGAACUCGCCAUUCUAGACCGACUGGAUAAGAUCAUCCGGCUGUCGGAGGCGAAGAUUAGCGAACUCAAACGUCAGCGGGACUCGCUACGGCAAGAUCUGGAAGGCGUUGACUCACUCGAGUACGUGUCCAAUCCGGUCAGUGCGUUCCUGAUGACGAAGCGACUGCUGAAGGAUUACCAGGAUAUUGACGAUUUGAUACGGAAAGAGUUGGACGUGAAGUUGAUUGAUGAAACGACGAUCAUACCCGCCACAGUUGAUUUGUUGGGUGUGGCGGAAGGUUUGUCGAGGUUGCAGGAUUUGUACCUGUUGGAGGUGGAGGAUAUGGCGGACGGAUACAUGUACGGGUACAAGUUGAACCGGAAGCUGAAUUCAAAGGAGUGUUACGAGAUUGCCCUGGCUAUGUCUCAGAGUACGGUGUUCGAGAAUGCCAACAAGUGGUUCCGGGAAGCGUUACGCCGUUGGGAGGCUGAGGAAUCUCCCAAGGUCAGCAAGGUGGAAAUUUUGGACUAUUUUACGUUCAGUUUGUUCGAGGAUGGAGAGUACCAGGAGGCGUAUGAUCGUACGAUUGAUCUACUCCGGUUGGAUCCAAAGAACGAGGGAGCCCUCCAGAAGAAGGAAACUUUCGCAAUGUGGUUGAAGUUUGUGGAAGAAAACGGGCCUAUACCAAAAGAGCCCAAACUGUCCCACCCUCUGUAUGAACCCUUGUGUCGAGGUGAAGUGCAUCGAUUCGCCGACGAGCUUUCGAAGCUACGAUGUCGGCUGGAUACCACAACUACUCCCUUCCUGCGAUUGGCUCCGCUCAAGGUUGAGGAAGUUAGCCUGGAACCGCCCAUCUAUCUCUACCACAAGGUGAUAUCGGACGAAGAAAUUGACAAACUGAUCGAGCUCGGCAAGGCUCGGCUGAACAGGGCUACCGUUGGCCAGAUGGUGUCCCAGGUUCGGAUCAGCCAGAACGUGUGGCUCAGUGAAGAGGUAGAUCCGCUGCUGGGCGUUCUACAGCGCCGGACGUACGACAUGAGCCGGGGGCUGAGCAUGCAGGGCUUCGACAUGGUGCAGGUCAACAACUACGGUAUCGGUGGACACAACAUCCCGCAUUACGACUGCGAUAGCGAGUAUCCACCGUUUCCGCAGUUUAAUAUGGGAAACCGGCUGGCAACGCUGAUGUACUAUCUGAGUGACGUCGAGGUCGGUGGCGGAACGGUCUUCCCCCGGCUUAGUCUCGGGGUGUUCCCCAUAAAGGGAUCAGCCAUCUUCUGGCACAACGUGCACCACAACGGCAACGUGGACGAACGGAUGCUGCACGCCGGUUGUCCGACCCUAAUCGGGUCCAAGUGGGUGGCCAACAUUUGGAUUCACGAGUACCACCAGGAGUUUGUGCUGCCUUGUAAGUUGUAUGCGGAAAAUUUACCCGAGGACAUAGGCAGGGAAGAAGAGUCGAAUUAAAAAUUUAGAAUAUUCCAAAAA
Molecule: messenger RNA, 1624 nt
Organism: Culex pipiens pallens (northern house mosquito)
Lineage: Eukaryota; Metazoa; Arthropoda; Insecta; Diptera; Culicidae
Product: prolyl 4-hydroxylase subunit alpha-2-like
Exons: 3
Coding region: 35-1603 (522 amino acids)
Biological process (GO): peptidyl-proline hydroxylation to 4-hydroxy-L-proline
Cellular component (GO): endoplasmic reticulum
Molecular function (GO): iron ion binding; protein binding; L-ascorbic acid binding
Source: RefSeq, a predicted model, not a curated record